This is a messenger RNA of Acanthisitta chloris (rifleman), 1572 nucleotides long. It is a transcript of the gene ZHX3, whose product is annotated as zinc fingers and homeoboxes 3. Gene Ontology annotation, cellular component: nucleus. Lineage: Eukaryota; Metazoa; Chordata; Aves; Passeriformes; Acanthisittidae. Gene Ontology annotation, biological process: regulation of transcription by RNA polymerase II. Gene Ontology annotation, molecular function: DNA binding; DNA-binding transcription factor activity, RNA polymerase II-specific. The annotation marks the transcript as partial. The transcript has a single exon. The record is from RefSeq and is a predicted model, not a curated record.
AUGGCGAGCAAAAGGAAAUCCACAACUCCCUGCAUGAUACCAGUCAAAACACUGGUGCUUCAGGAGACUGAACAGGAUGCUGGAGAAGAUGAUCGUGAAGGAACUCAACAAGAGGCUCCUGCGGAAGGGCCAGCAGCGAGCGACGCUGGUGCCAGCAGCAGCAAUAACGGAGCUCUGCCCAAUGGGCACCGUGGGAUUGCCGACACUGACACUUACAUCUGCAAGUCUUGUGACUUUGGAUCUCAAGAUGUUCAUCAGUUCUUUGGGCACUUGGACUCUGAGCACCUAGACUUUAGCAAAGACCCUGCCUUCGCGUGCGUCGCGUGCAGCUUCCUGGCGAACAGCCACGAAGGGCUCUCGCACCACAACGCGGAGUCGCACGGCGGCGAAACGAGCUUUGUUUGGAGGGUGGCUAAGCAGGACAAUCGUACAACCGUGGAGCAAAGUCUCUGUGAGGCCACCAGCAGCCACGACCUGCCAGGAGAGGUCCCUGAAGAAGGGGCAGAUGGCCAGUCUGAAAUUAUCAUUACCAAAACCCCCAUCAUGAAGAUAAUGAAAGGUAAACCCGAGGCCAAAAAAAUCCACACGCUGAAGGAGAACGUGUCGAGUCAGUUGGGCGGUGAGUCGGAGGUGAAGGAUGGAGAGCAUUCAUUCCCUAACGGGUCCGUGCCAGUCAGCCAGGCCACUGCAAGUUCCACAAAAUCAUCUCACGUAGUGAAUGGCUCCAUCAUAGGAAAUGUGCCUGUUCUGCAGGCAGGGGUUGCACAACUUGUGUCGCUGCCACAGCAACCCCCAUUGCAUCAGCAGCUACCUACAUCCAAGUCCCUUCCCAAGGUGAUGAUUCCCCUGAGCAGCAUUCCAACAUACAAUGCUGCCAUGGACUCCAACAGCUUCUUGAAAAACUCUUUCCACAAGUUCCCCUACCCCACCAAAGCUGAGCUCUGCUACUUGACCGUGGUGACCAAGUACCCAGAGGAGCAGCUGAAGAUCUGGUUCACUGCUCAGAGGCUGAAGCAGGGCAUCAGCUGGUCACCGGAGGAGAUCGAAGACGCCAGGAAGAAGAUGUUCAACACUGUUAUUCAGUCCGUGCCACAGCCCACCAUUACAGUUUUGAACACGCCACUGGUUGCGAAUACUGGGAGCGUCCCCCAUCUUAUCCAGGCGACUUUACCAGGCCAUGUGGUGGGGCAGCCAGAGGGGACGGGGGGACUGCUGGUCACACAGCCCAUCAUGGCAAAUGGUUUGAAAGGCACCAGCUCCUCCUUCACCUUGGCAGUGACUUCUGUCCCCAAGCCGCAGCUGGCCGCGCAGCACAGCACGGUGAGCUCCAGCAACGCCUCAGGGGUGAAGGUGGUCAACAGUGCCCAGUCGCUGCUCACCGCCUGUCCUACCAUCUCCUCGCAGACCUUCCUGGAUCCCAACGUCUACAAAAACAAGAAGUCCCAUGAGCAGCUCUCAGCCCUCAAAGGCAGCUUCUGCAGAAACCAGUUCCCCGGCCAGGCUGAAGUCGAGCGGCUGACAAAGAUCACAGGUUUGUCCACCAAGGAGAUCCGAAAGUGGUUCAGCGAUAGG